AUGGAUACUUAUAAUGUGAAAGUCGAGUCACCCAAUGUGAAAUACACCAAUGAUUACAUUGAGGCACUUUACAACUACACGACCACAAAAGUAAAAAAAGAUGGAAAUACGCUGAUUGCAGAACCUGUAUCCACUGAAUAUACGUUUCAAACGCAGACCAAGGUACCCCGGGUUGGUUUGAUGUUAGUUGGGAUGGGUGGAAACAAUGGGUCUACCCUGAUUGCCUCAAUUAUUGCCAAUAAACAUGGUAUGCAAUGGCACACCAAGACUGGGGUGCAGGAGGCCAACUAUUACGGAUCCAUCACCCAGUCCAGUACUGUGUCUCUUGGCAGUACAGACUGUGGUGAGGAGGUCUUUGUUCCCCUACAGAAGCUGCUACCCAUGGUACAUCCAAAUGACUUAAUUAUUGAUGGUUGGGAUAUUUCUUCAACAAACAUGGCUGAUGCAAUGCAACGAGCUCAGGUACUUGAUUACAACCUGCAAGUACAGAUCAGGCCCUACCUGGUCGGCAUCAGGCCUCGGCCGUCUAUCUAUAUCCCGGACUUCAUUGCAGCAAACCAGGAGGAACGAGCAGAUAAUGUCCUUACUGGCACCAAACAGAUGAUGAUGGAACAAAUAAGACGAGACAUUCAUGACUUUAAGGAAUCAAGUGGUGUGGACAAGAUCAUUGUCUUGUGGACAGCUAACACAGAACGGUUUUCUGAUGUCCAAGCUGGACUCAAUGACACAGCAGACAAUUUACUCAACAGCAUUCGAAAUAACGAAUCUGAGAUCUCACCAUCUACAUUGUUUGCUAUUGCCAGCAUUCUCGAGGGGUGUACCUACAUCAAUGGCUCACCUCAGAAUACAUUUGUCCCUGGUGUUGUCGAGUUGGCCGAGAAAAAGAAGGUUUUUAUUGGCGGUGAUGAUUUCAAAUCUGGCCAAACAAAGGUUAAAUCAGUCUUAGUAGAUUUUCUGGUCAGUGCUGGAAUCAAACCAGUCUCCGUGGUCAGCUACAACCAUUUGGGUAACAAUGAUGGGAAAAAUCUCUCAGCCCCAAAGACAUUCCGUUCAAAGGAGAUUUCUAAAAGCAAUGUCAUUGAUGACAUGGUGAAAGCCAAUCGCUUACUCUACAAGGAGAAAGAGCACCCUGAUCACUUGGUCGUCAUCAAAUAUGUCCCCUAUGUUGGAGACAGCAAGAGGGCAAUGGACGAGUACACAUCCGAAAUCAUGAUGGGUGGGCAAAAUACCCUGGUCAUCCAUAACACCUCAUGCAUUGGUCUGUCGCCUCUUAACCACAUGAUGUUGGAAUAUAAACACCAAAAGAUUAACCUUUCUCGUGAUGGUCUUCUCAUGCCAUUGUCUUCGAAGAAAGAAGCGUUAACCUCCAAGAAUGUGAUAAAGAACAAUUCCAGAGGUCAGGGAAAUAGUGACAGUGAAGGGGAAAAGUAA
Acanthosepion pharaonis is the source of this 1431-nucleotide messenger RNA. The record is from the annotation of a GenBank genome assembly. NCBI's taxonomy places the organism in Eukaryota, Metazoa, Mollusca, Cephalopoda, Sepiida, Sepiidae.